This is a messenger RNA of Oldenlandia corymbosa var. corymbosa, 2133 nucleotides long. The record is from the annotation of a GenBank genome assembly. Lineage: Eukaryota; Viridiplantae; Streptophyta; Magnoliopsida; Gentianales; Rubiaceae.
AUGGAGCGCGAAAUCGAAGUGGGUUGUUGUUCAUCUUCCGACCCGAAACUCAACCCGUGUCCAAUCUGUCUCGGUCCGGUGACCGACGAAUCUUAUCUCGACAAAUGUUUCCAUAAGUUCUGCUAUAAAUGCAUCUUGCAAUGGAUGAAAGUGGUGGCGUCCAAACACGGCGUUAUGACUACAUCGUUAAAAUGUCCCAUGUGUAAGACAGUGAACUAUUCUAUUUUGCAUGGACAUGAUGGAGUUUCCUUCCAUCGGCAUUUUGCCAAUCAGGAUCCCAAAAUUAGGGAAUUCUUCACAAAAGCUCACAAGUACAGGUUACAGGCCUACUAUUGUGAAACAGGCACAUUAGUUGAUACCUUCAAUGUACUGCGUUACUGGAAGUUGCAAAAGUAUCUUCAAGCAAGUAAGUGGAGUGACCAGUGGAUAAGAAGGGAAAUUCAAGCUUUAACUCAGGAGGAAGACGUAGAAAUCAUUGUUCAUCAUAUACUUGGCGUGAUUGACUCGUUUGUAAGGCAUGCGCCAAAAUCUCCAAAAUCUACAUUCGAGGCAGCGCAGCAAAACUUUAAGCUCGUAGUUUCUGAAGCAGCCAGACCUUUCUUAACAACAAGAACAGAGCAGUUUGUGAAUGAGUUGGAAAUGUUUCUUGCUUCAGGACUAAAUGUGGAUGCGUAUGAUAAAGCUUAUAUUAAGCAUUUGGGUUGGAAAGUUCCGGGUAUAACAGAACACCAGGAAGAAGAACCUCUUGUACAUUCAGCUGUAGUUCCAAACUUGUGCUUCCUUGAUGAGGACUUGGAUCAUGGUGAGAAAAUUCUGGGAAUGGCCGACGAAACUGAAUAUGGAGCCUUCAUGGAGAAGUUCAUACUUGAGCCACAGUCUUCUUCUCAAGAACUUCCCUUAUCUGGGUUGACUUUUGCCGUCAAAGACAUGCAAGUGUUCUUCACCCCCACAUUUGAUAUUGAUGGAUACGUGACUGGUUUCGGAAACCCGGAUUGGGCGCGGACUCAUUCUGCUGCAACAUCUACUGCACCAACUGUUUUGGCUCUUUUGGGAGCUGGUGCCACUUGUGUCGGUAAAACUGUGAUGGAUGAAAUGGCUUACAGUAUAAAUGGUGAAAAUGCGCACUAUGGAACGCCCAUGAAUCCAUGUGCAAAGGACCGGGUUCCCGGUGGAUCCUCUAGUGGUUCUGCUGUUGCAGUUGGGGCAAGGAUAGUAGAUUUUUCCUUGGGUACUGAUACUGGAGGGAGUGUGAGAGUCCCUGCUUCGUAUUGUGGAAUUUUGGGUUUCCGACCUUCGCAUGGGAUUAUUUCUACGGAAGGACUCACUCCAAUGGCACAGAGUUUUGAUACCGUAGGAUGGUUUGCUAGGGACCCCAUGAUUUUUAAGAAAGUUGGGAAAGUUCUUCUUGGACUGCCUGAUGCAAGUUCUUUGGCACCCAGCAAGAUCAUAGUUGCAGAGGACUGUUUCAAACUUCUCAGUGUGACAGGCCACUGGUUGAUCGAUAUUAUUAUGAAGUCAGCAGAGAGCUUGUAUGGAAGUCGUGCCAUACAACAUGUGAGUUUGGGGGACUAUGUGGAGGAGAAUGUUACAAGUUUGAAGAGUUUUAUGAGCCAGAAUAGUGGAGACCUACAACACAAUAUACCUUCUUUGGCAGCCCUUUCAAGUGCCAUGCGGUCACUUCAAAGGUAUGAAUUCAAGAAAAAUCAUGGCGAAUGGGUUACUGCAGUUGAUCCUAAAUUGGGUCCAGGCCUAUCAGAAAGAGUAUGGGAGGCAGUAAGAUCAACAGAUGAAAAUAUAGAUGCCUGCCACAUUGUGAAGACUGAAUUAACUGCUGCACUCACUGCUCUAUUAGAGGAUAAUGGCAUACUUGCACUGCCUACUGUACCGGGACCUCCUCCAAAACUUCAAACAGAGCCAAGCUCAUUAGAAAUAUUCCGUGCCAAAGCAUUUAGUUUGUUGUCUGUUGCAGGAGUUUCUGGCUUUUGUCAGGUAAGCAUACCUUUGGGAGUCUAUGAAGAUCUUCCCGUUGCUAUUUCUUUGAUGGCGAAAAAGGGCUCAGAUGGGCUGUUACUGGAUGUCGUGGACACCAUGUUCAGCACUCUUAAGGAGCAGUUCGAGUCUGCUACAGUUUGA